AUGGCCACGGGAAUGCGAACGAAGAGAGUGGCCAAGGAGCGCCAAAAGAUAGAGAAAUUCGGUCUACCUCCCGGUAUAGAGCUCGUGGACGGCGAAGACUUGAAGGAAUGGCUCUUUGACAUUCGUGUCUUGGACAACAACCCUCUGUAUCAGGAUAAUGUCUAUCGGCUGAAAUUCGUCUUCUUCGAUUCGUACCCCAUAGAGCCCCCAGAGGUCACCUUUGUCGACAAACCAACCCGCCCAGUCCCCAUGCACCCACACAUCUACUCGAACGGAAUCAUAUGCCUUGACCUUUUGGGAAAUCAGGGAUGGAGCCCUGUCCAAAGCGCCGAGAGCAUCUGCAUGAGCAUACAAAGCAUGCUUACCAGCAACAGCAAGAACGAGCGACCGCCUGGCGAUGCAGAGUUUGUGCGUGUGAACAGACAGCGACCACGAGAUAUAGAAUUCUUGUAUCACGACAAUACCGUGUAA
This is a messenger RNA of Trichoderma atroviride IMI 206040, 471 nucleotides long. RefSeq lists its product as uncharacterized. Lineage: Eukaryota; Fungi; Ascomycota; Sordariomycetes; Hypocreales; Hypocreaceae. The record is from RefSeq and is a predicted model, not a curated record.